UAAUCGUUUCGUUUCGAAAAACGACCGAUUUUGAUUGAUCUCGCUACGCUGACCUGCCCGAGCGGUAGGGUUAGUUUCAAUCGGCGGUCGGGAUCCGUAUCGCUCGACAUCGAAUCGGACUGAUGCGAUGUGUCAGUGAUCUGUGUUCUCAGAUUUGCUAAGCCGUCUGAUGCUACCAAAACAAGAGGAGCCACGCUCGUCGAAACGGUUUCGUAGGCAAUAGCUUGUGCACUUUUAAUCCGCCAUAUUUUCGGAUGUCGCCUCAGCAGUUGAGCAGCAUUACAGCUAACACGAGCAUUAGAAGCAUACGUAAAAUGAAUUCGCACUCAACGGCAGAAAGGAGGAGAUGGUAUGUCGUGGCAUUCAUCGGCUCGCUGUUGGUCACCUACGUCGCAGCGGAUGAGCACAAUCAUAUGUACGAAGAUCACGAGGAAGUUGUGCUAUGGAUGAACACGGUUGGACCGUAUCACAACCGGCAGGAGACGUACGCUUACUUCUCUCUUCCGUUCUGUGUCGGUGCCAAACAAUCGAUCAAUCAUUAUCACGAAACUAUGAGCGAGGCACUCCAGGGAGUUGAACUGGAGUUCAGCGGAUAUGACAUCGAUUUUAAAGAUGAUAUCAGUCAAACAGAGAUCUGCAUGGUGGAGCUGACGGAGGAGAAGCAUAAGGCGUUUGUGUAUGCCGUGAAAAAUCAGUACUGGUAUCAGAUGUACAUCGAUGACCUGCCGAUCUGGGGCGUAGUUGGAAAAGAGGAAGAGAAAAAGUACUACAUCUAUACCCACAAAAAGUUCGACAUCAGCUACAAUGGCAAACAGAUUGUGGACGUUACGCUUACACCUGAGCACAAGGAGCUGUUGCGGGUUGGCGCCAAGAUCAAGUUUACAUACGAGGUCAACUGGAAACCCAGCUCGGUUAAGUUCGAAGAUCGUUUCGAUAAGUAUCUGGAUCCGAACUUUUUCCAGCAUCGUAUCCACUGGUUUAGCAUCUUCAACAGCUUCAUGAUGGUGAUAUUCCUAGUCGGUUUGGUGUCAAUGAUCUUGAUGCGGACGCUACGUAAAGAUUAUGCUCGGUACAGCAAGGACGAAGAAGCAGAUGAUAUGGAACGUGACCUUGGCGACGAGUAUGGAUGGAAGCAGAUUCAUGGAGACGUAUUUCGACCAGCGUCUAAUGUAAUGCUUUUUUCCGCACUAAUUGGUGCCGGAUAUCAGCUUACAUCGGUGGUGCUAUGUGUCAUUACAUUUGCAAUACUUGGCGAACUCUAUACAGAACGUGGUUCUAUGCUAUCGACGACUAUUUUUGUAUAUGCUGCAACUUCCCCGAUCAAUGGAUAUUUCGGAGGAUCAUUGUACGCGCGUAUGGGAGGAAAGCAAUGGAUCAAGCAAAUGUUGAUGUCUGCGUUUAUCGUACCGGCGCUCGUUUGUGGCACCGCCUUCUUCAUCAAUUUCAUCGCGAUCUAUUAUCACGCCUCUCGGGCGAUUCCUUUCGGAACAAUGGUUGCAGUGACGUGUAUCUGUAUUUUUGUGAUCCUGCCUCUGACACUGAUUGGAACCAUAGUGGGACGCAAUCUGGAUGGACAACCUGACUAUCCGUGCCGCGUGAACGCUGUCCCACGGCCCAUACCGGAAAAAAAAUGGUUCAUGGAGCCAGCUGUGAUUAUUCUUCUCGGUGGAGUGCUACCAUUCGGAUCGAUAUUUAUCGAAAUGUACUUCAUCUUCACUUCGUUUUGGGCGUAUAAAAUAUAUUACGUAUACGGUUUCAUGUUGUUGGUGUUUUUGAUCUUGAUCAUUGUGACCGUGUGCGUUACAAUCGUCUGCACGUAUUUCCUGCUAAAUGCAGAAGAUUAUCGAUGGCAGUGGACCAGCUUCAUGUCGGCGGCAUCCACGUCGAUAUAUGUGUACAUGUAUUCGUUCUAUUAUUUCUUCUUCAAAACAAAAAUGUACGGGCUGUUUCAGACUGCGUUCUACUUUGGAUAUAUGGCGCUGUUUUCCGGAGCGCUCGGUAUCAUCUGCGGGACGGUGGGAUACUUCGGAACAAACUUGUUCGUGCGGAAAAUUUAUUCUAAUGUAAAGAUUGACUAAAGGAACUUGUCCCUCCUCACUUCGGUGCCCGAGACACGCACACCGAUCGACAACCGCAACAGCCAACAGGGAGCGUGUACCAUGUUACAGAACAGCACUCGAUUGAUGAUGGUGUUUAGAAGCUCCCGUUUGCUGGAUGUUAUAUACUAAACCUUCAACAAGCUUUAGUAAACCAUGCUUAAGUUUAUUAAUCUAACUUUAAACCAUUAGCUGUCAAAAAAUCUACGGUCAACCGGAACUGUGAGGGAUGUUUGUAUGUAUUUGUGGCAACCAAGGUGUUUGUAUGGCUUAAGCAGAGGAUAAUGAAAAAGGUGGAAAAUUGCAGAAAAAAGUGGAUCGACUGUUUUCGCGGGUUUAUUCCCCGAAUAGAUGGUAACGGCAGCAUUUAAAAUCAUGUGUAAUAGUAUGUGUAUGACUUGAGAGAUCGCGGAAGAUUGUUAAUCCGUAAUUCAAACUUAGUAAUAAGUAAAGGAAAAGUUUGGUACACGUGUUGGCAAACGUAAAUGAUCUACGGUCCUUGAAUUGCAUGCUGAACAAUGAACGCACGAUGCAAGCGCGCUGUCGGUGACGUGUUGCUUAGUUUGUCUUGUCUUGUGGAGAGAUCUUUGCAAGAAAGAAUGAGAUGAACUGAAAAUUAUCCUUUUCAUCGCAUAACGUAAAUCACUGUCACGAAAGCGACAGCGUUUGCGCUCCUACAUGAGUAGUCCAUGUGGCAAUAUCGAUGAGUUCGGCGAAUAUUUGAAUACUGGUUCGUUAUUUUGUGUUGCUUAAUGAUUUGCUAAUUACUUAUUUGAAGCAAUUUACGAAUGACAUUCUCAAUGGCAUACCGAACCGCUGAUUUUGGCCCUGGAAAGAAAACAAACAAAAAAAAAAACAACCAGAAAAGAUGCAAGAGAGAAAUAACACCACUUCCUACUACCACAGGUAAUUGAGUUGAACACG
Anopheles nili is the source of this 3020-nucleotide messenger RNA. RefSeq names its product transmembrane 9 superfamily member 3 (gene TM9SF3). Gene Ontology annotation, cellular component: membrane. The record is from RefSeq and is a predicted model, not a curated record. The coding region runs from base 255 to 2078 and encodes 607 amino acids. NCBI's taxonomy places the organism in Eukaryota, Metazoa, Arthropoda, Insecta, Diptera, Culicidae. Gene Ontology annotation, biological process: protein localization to membrane. The transcript is spliced from 8 exons.